Messenger RNA from Durusdinium trenchii, 243 nucleotides. The record is from the annotation of a GenBank genome assembly. NCBI's taxonomy places the organism in Eukaryota, Dinophyceae, Suessiales, Symbiodiniaceae.
AUGGUCCGAAUGGUAAGUUCCCUCCUGCUGGUCCUGCUACCCGUGUUGUAUGCCUAUCGCGAGUCAGACAGCAUGCUCUCAGCGUUGACUCGGGACAGCAAGGGUCCAGAAUCAGAAGGCGAUGACACAGACGCCAAUGCCAUGGAUGAGAAUAAGGAAAAGGAAGAGUCAGUGGAAGGUCCAAAGGAGACCACCAAGAGUGGAGAGAGAAGACAAGCGAUUCAGACGACCAGGGCGUCUUAG